Messenger RNA from Paralichthys olivaceus (Japanese flounder), 2414 nucleotides. Its product is annotated as coiled-coil domain-containing protein 177-like. NCBI's taxonomy places the organism in Eukaryota, Metazoa, Chordata, Actinopteri, Pleuronectiformes, Paralichthyidae. The record is from RefSeq and is a predicted model, not a curated record.
CGCAGCUCUAAUCCCUCCAUGACCUCCCUGCGUCGAGAGGACGAGAGAAUGAGCUGGAACAAGGGAGCGGAGGAGACGUGAAGCAGCUGAACGUCACUUCCAGACUGGUUCUAUCUGAGGCAUGGGGGAGCAGAGGACCACCUUCCCUGUGCUUCGUCUGGACUUGGACAACUUUGACUUGGCGGAGGCGGAGAGGAGCCGCUAUGUCUUAACCAGCCCCCGCUCUCUGGAGUCCUGUUCGCGCCUCGGCAUCAAACCCGUGGAACUUCUGAUCAAAUCACUGAACGAGCUGAUCGCUGAACAGAGAGAUGUCCCCCUGCAGGCGGUGCGAGUUAUGCACGAAUCCUACGAAAAGGAGAGAAUGAAGCUUUUGCAAAUGUGCCGAGAGGAGCGGGAGAGGAUUAUCCAGGGGAGAGCAGGGGACAGGUGGCCAGGCCUGGAGGAGGUGCCUGUCGCCAAACUGAAGGAUCAGUCGACACAGAGACACUCCAUCCCAUAUGCAGACUUGUGCCUGAAAGGGAAACCAGCCAGCAGGUCCUCCUGCACUGCUGCUGGUCCCAGAGAGCCAGACAGGAGCACGGCCUGCAGCUACAGGCUGGGAGACCUCAGACACUCCCUGUCUACUGAGAGGAAGCUGCAGAGGCUCACAGAGGACAUCAGGAGGGAGAUGUGUGUCACAGUGUCAGAGACAGACCGCAAGAUUGCAGCUCUCAUGCUGGUGAAGCACGAGGAGGAGAAGGCUCGUCUGGAGCACUGUCAGCAGGAGAAGCAGGAGCGAGAGGAGGCCCAGAGGCAGAUGGAGGCUCAGUGGGCUCAGGUGGAGAAGAAGAGGAGGAAGAAACUGAGGCAGAGUGUGCGUCACUGGCAUGAGGAUCUGGAGGCUCGCAGGAGGCUGAGGGAGCGUCAAGAGAAAGAGAAAGUAGUGCAACUCAAGCUGGAGGCACUUCUGCAGGAGGACCGCUGGAGGAGGCUGAAGGAGGAGGUGGAGGCACAACGUAGAGAAAAGAUGGAGGCUGCACAGAAAGAGGCGAAGGGACGCAAACGCUACCAGGAGAAGCUUCUGAGGGAGAAGCAAGAGGUGGAGAAGAGGGAGCAGGAGAAGGAGAGACAGGUGGCAGUGGAGAAGGAGCAGAAGGCCAGGAGGAGCAGGGAGCUGCAGGAGAAGAAGGAGAGGAAGAGGUUGCAGGAGGAAAACCACAAGGAGCUCCUUCGACACAUCCUCCUGAAACAAGAGAUAGAGCAGCGGAUGGAGGAAGAGGAGGCACAGAUGAGGAGCACCCUGGAGAAGAAGCUGCAGCACUCCUGUGAGAAACGUGCCCAGGCCGUGGAGGCCCGGCUGAAGGAGCUGCAGGGGCGGGCAGCCCGGGAGGAGGAGCAGGUUCAGAGGGCACAGCUGAGGUCCAGGUUGCAGAGCGUCCAGCAGCUCACACACAAGCAGAUCUUGGUCCAACUGAACCAGCGCCGCAUGGAGCGGGCCGCCCGGUACACCUCUGCCCAGCACAGGGACAAAGCACAGCAGACGCAGCAGCGCAACAAACACAGGCAGCUCUGCCACCAGAGGCUCUGGGAGAGGCUGCAGAGAGAGGAGGAGGCCAUGAGGAGGGUCAGGGAGAGCUACAUCUGCAUGAAGGAGUGGAGGAGAGAGAGGCUGCGGAGACAGCGAGAGCAAAUACAGGAGGAGGCACAGACACUGGCUCGGGCCUCCUUUCACUUUAGAGACAGGGCGAGGCAGCUGACACAUAGACAGACCUUCGAUCAGAUGGCUCUGCAGGCUGAGCUGACGGCCUCCAUGAGCCACAUGAAACUAUGAAACUACUGCAGCAACAAUCUGAAAAUACAGCAAGGACACAUCAUACAUGUGGAUGAAUGUGUUGUAACCGGGCUGCAGCUGAAGCUUCAAAUAAAUGUUGGGGCCCCGAGCUGCACAGAGGGCCCUUAAACACACCAUGGACCAUUAUCAUGUCAGAGUUUUGUUGGAUGGGCUCAAAAUAGCUCAAUGAGGGAUGUGCAGAAUUGAAUUUGUGUAAUGACACACAAAGUCACAGUGCGAUUAGAUAUCCAACUUAAAGGAUUGUGCCAUAUAAAGUUUUUAAAUGUAUUAAAGGUAAGAAUGAACCUGGAGUUAUAGGUCUGACCAUGUGGUGACCUUCCGUCAGGACAAACUGACUGCAGACUGGUUUGUAUUGAUUGAUCCAGCAGGACACAGUUUAGUAUUACACAUAUUCUUACUGGUUUAAUAAACAGGAGGCUACAGGUUGUUUGUUUUUUUCAGCCUGUGUAAAGUUGAGACGUGUGGGUAAGUGAAAUCUGCAGAGCUGAGUGGGAGGGGUUAAACUGCCUCUGGUGCUACAUGAAGGAUGACAUCAGUGUUUUGAAUUUGAUAUAAGCAGCCAUUCACAGCCAGUGGAGUGUAA